AUGGAAGAUGAUAAUCUAGAAAGCUAUUCAACCAAUUGUUUGAACGCGGGUUACAAGAGUCUGGGAAAUAAAACCAUAUUUUUGGCAAAGACAGUCGCAGAUAGACUUAUGUGCACACUCAUGACAGGAGCAUUAAAUUUCCUGAACAAGUGGCGUAAGCAGUCAGGCGGUUCGAACAAAAACGACCCUACUAAUGAAGCGUUGAAGGAACAUAUAAGGUGCGCAAUAGUAAAUGUAUUCAUGUACAUAUUGCUGGCAUCUCCAUGCAAAAGUCAAAUGGGAAUAAAUAAUGCAUGGUACACUGUGCAACAAAUGGAAGGGGGCACGACGGGUGGUUUAAUAACCGACGGUAAAUGUGCACAGGGAGUGUUUCAAAACAUACAAAUAGGAGAAUUUGACAUGCAGACUAAGAUUCAGGAAUGGUUAAAGAAAAACAAGAGAGUGACUGACAAAAUUGGAGGGGAAAACAUACAAGGCAUAUGUAAGAAAAAACUAGACGAACUUGGCGUGGCCAGGCAGGACGAAAAUGACAUGGAUGAGAGCAUAGAACUGACGAAAACGGAGAAAGAAGCUAUAAGUGAGUUAGGCCAAGCACUGAAGACCAUAGUUGAGGAGGUGAAGACGGCGGUAAUGCAAUGCGCGCGGGAAAAUGGAGCAUGCAUAGACCCAAGCGAACACGCCGCCAGUAGCCAACUCGAGGAUAAUGACAGUAAGGCCACAGUAUCGAACUCUGUCGCCGGCGGCACAACAGCAACGGAACCGACAGACAAGAGCAAACACACACAGAAGGACUCUUCUCCAAAGGCCCCAAAAGAACACAACGGAAGUAAAGACUCACAGGAGCCCAAGGUAACAGCGACACCACCACAACAAGGAAGAGCAGAUACAACAGCAGGGGACGCCGUACCAUCAGCAUCCGUGUCACCCCAGGCAGAGCCAUCAUUACCACCAGAGAGUGGAGCAUCCGGUACAGCAGGAUCCGCAACACCCACAAACAAGUCAGGAGCGGAGGCACAGACGCCACAGGCCACUGUUACCACAAACCUGCCGGAUACAGGUUCCGGUCAGGACCAUGUCACCACCCAAAA
Plasmodium fragile is the source of this 1088-nucleotide messenger RNA. RefSeq lists its product as uncharacterized. Lineage: Eukaryota; Apicomplexa; Aconoidasida; Haemosporida; Plasmodiidae. The record is from RefSeq and is a predicted model, not a curated record. The transcript is spliced from 2 exons. The annotation marks the transcript as partial.